AUGUCUAAUCAACAAGUCAGUGAUAGUAAGAGUCCACCAGCUAUUUUGAAAUGGGCAUCAACUGAUGGUGAAUUUCGCAGACAACCAUCAAGUUAUCGUGAAUUUGUUCGUAAAGAUCCCAAUUCCCGGUUUCAACCUGAAAAUUUUGCUUGUCCAUGGGCACAUAGAACACUUGUUGUAAGAGCAUUGAAAGGACUUGAAGAUGUGAUUGGAUUAAGUGUUGUUGAUUAUUUAUUGGAGGAAAAUGGAUGGAAAUUUAGUAGUCCAGAGGAAACACCUGGAGCUAUUCCUGAUACCGUUAAUAAUGCACAAUAUCUUAAAGAUUUAUACUACAAAUCCAAUCCUGAUCACACUGGAAGAUAUACUGUUCCAGUGCUUUGGGAUAAGAAAUCUAGCACUAUAGUAAAUAAUGAAUCAAGUGAAAUUAUUAGAAUGCUUAAUGAAGCAUUUGAUGAUUUAAUACCAGAUGAUAAAAAAGGAAUCAAUUUUUAUCCAGAAAAUUUACAAUCGCAAAUUGAUGAAGUUAAUGGUUGGGUUUAUGAUACUGUUAACAAUGGAGUGUAUAAAUGUGGCUUUGCUACAUCUCAAGAAGCAUAUAAUCGAAAUAUUGAGCCAUUAUUUAAAUCUUUGGACCGUAUAGAAGAUAUUCUAUCAAAGAAUGAUUUCCUUGUAGGCAACACAUUGACAGAAGCUGAUAUCAGACUUUGGACAACUAUCAUCAGAUUUGAUCCAGUUUAUCAUACACAUUUUAAAACUAAUCUUAAAACCAUCUCAAAGGAUUAUCCAAAUAUUCUCCAAUGGGCACGACGUAUCUAUCAACUUCCAAAAGGCAAGUACCAACUAAAUUCUGAAAUUAAAACAAUUUAG
Entrophospora sp. SA101 is the source of this 867-nucleotide messenger RNA. The record is from the annotation of a GenBank genome assembly. NCBI's taxonomy places the organism in Eukaryota, Fungi, Glomeromycota, Glomeromycetes, Entrophosporales, Entrophosporaceae.